AUGAUCAAUUUAUCGUCGGUAGACAUGGCUCAUGAGGAAGGUGAUUUCUUACAUGGAACUUUUCCCAAUCAUUUCAUGUGGGGCGCCGCCACCGCAGCAUACCAGAUCGAAGGAGCUUGGAACGAAGAUGGAAAAGGCCCGAGUAUCUGGGAUGCCUUCGCACACCAACCGGGGAAUGUUUACAAGAACCAAAAUGCCGACGUAGCAUGUGACAGUUACCACAAGAUUAACGAAGAUGUCGCUCUUUUGAAAARCCUCGGUGUCAGCCAUUAUCGAUUCUCGAUUUCUUGGUCUCGAGUUCUUCCUCAAGGUCGAAUCGAUCAUGUCAAUCCACUGGGUUUGAAAUACUACAGAAAACUUAUCGAGAAACUUCAGGAAAAUAACAUCCAGCCCGCCGUCACUCUAUAUCACUUUGAUAUGCCUCAGGCCUUACAAGAGAUAGGGGGCUGGUUAAACCCAGGGAUCGCUAAGUUGUUUGGAGACUAUUGUCGGCUUUGUUUUGAACAAUUUGGUAAMGACGUUAAGCUUUGGUUCACCAUAAAUGAGCCACAUGAAGAAGCUCUGUGUUCGUAUGGUACUGGGACAUUUCCACCGGGAGUAAAGGACAUGGAAAAUGGACCCUAUAAAGUUGCCCACAACAUGCUCUUGGCUCACGCUACAGCAUGGCACAUCUAUGACACGGAGUUCCGUGCUGACCAGAAAGGCAGAAUUACAAUUGUCCUCAACACUCAAUACUUUGAUCCUAAGACCGACCGAGAGGCUGAUAAACAGGCAUCAUAUCGAGGUAUGGAGUGGUAUUUUGGUUGGAUUGCUCAUCCUGUUUUUAAAGGAGAUUAUCCACAAGUCAUGAAAGACAGCAUUGCUGAAAAAAGUCGCUCGAAAGGGCUAUUGUGCAGGUUACCAAGUUUCAGCGAAGAAGAAAAAAAAUUUGUGAAAGGGACAGCAGAUUUUGUUGCCCUGAAUUUUUACUCCGCAACAGUGGUGGAACACAAUGAUGAAUUGGCAAAAGACCCCCAUACCGUAUGGAAUUAUGACACUGAUCAGGAAGUUAAGAAAACCAGAAAGUCCCACUGGAUAAAAGGUGGAGCAGACUGGUUAUUCUGUACACCUUACGCCAUCCGCAACCUUCUGGUUUGGAUAAAAGAAAACUACGGCAACCCAGAAAUUGUCAUCACAGAAAAUGGGUUCAGCUGUAAUGGAGAGGAUAAACUUCACGGUGCAGACGCUCAAAACGACACGGAUAGAGUCUGCUACAUCCGACGAUACUUAAAUGAGUGCAUGAAGGCUUGUAAUAUCGACGGAGUUGAUCUGAAAGGGUAUUUCGUGUGGUCUUUGAUGGAUAACUUCGAAUGGGAUGAUGGYUAUAGGCAGCGCUUUGGGAUUCACUGGGUUGAUUUUGAAGACGAGAGGCGAACAAGAAUACCAAAGAAAUCUGCAGAGUUGUAUCAAAAGAUAAUAAAAUAUMAUGGUUUUCCAAAGGAUUAAUACAAGAUUUAUAGAGUUUGGCUUUUAUUUGUAAUUUUCAGUAAUUUUUAAAUGCAAACUAAACAAAGCAACAUCAUGUUUCCUUGGAGAUAUGCUAUCCUCCUCCAUCUUGCUCUUCCAGUUUUGAUAUAUAAUGGGUUGCCUGUGGAAAUAUAGGGAAUGGCUUACUCUAACACUGGAAGACUGGGAGAAAGAGAGACCUGUGGAGUAGGCAAGAGAUCAUCUAUGCUACCAACAAACAAAACAUCAACAAGUGCUUUUAAGUGACAGGUUUCUAGAGCAAAACCAGUUACAGGAAAAUGAUUUACAUAUGAUAUUGAAUGAUAUUGAUCUUGUGGAAUUCAAGAGCAAAAGUAAAGGGAUAUUUAGCAUUUUUGAUAACAUAACAGAAUGGUGUGAAAUCACAGAUACAGUAGCAUUCAUCAUUUUGGUAAAAGACCUUGGCUUNAUGUUUGUCCAAUAAUUCUUUGUUGUCAAUCGAGGCCAAAUGGAGGCAUGAUAGCAGUUAAAUAACAGCCCAAGCGUCUAAAAUGGUGCAACGAUUUAUUGCACAAGCCAAUGAGGUCUAUCAUUCCUAUUUUCCUGAGUUUGUUAAGCAUCUAAAAAGACAGGAUGUUUUGAGCUGAAACUUUKCACUUAGUUAAUGGCCUAAGACUGAAAUAAGGCAGUACGUAGUCCUCAAUAGAACAUUCUUCCAUUUCUCCAUAGUAGUGAUUAUGCU
Molecule: messenger RNA, 2206 nt
Organism: Exaiptasia diaphana
Lineage: Eukaryota; Metazoa; Cnidaria; Anthozoa; Actiniaria; Aiptasiidae
Product: cytosolic beta-glucosidase
Exons: 4
Coding region: 1-1485 (494 amino acids)
Biological process (GO): carbohydrate metabolic process
Molecular function (GO): beta-glucosidase activity
Source: RefSeq, a predicted model, not a curated record